AUGCCCCGCAAUGAUCGACCAGCGCCCCGCAAUGAUCGACCAGCGCCCCAUAAUGAUCGACCAGCGCCCCGCAAUGAUCGACCAGCGCCCCGCAAUGAUCGACCAGCGCCCCAGCGCCUUGCAAUGAUCGACCAGCGCCCCGCAAUGAUCGACCAGCGCCCCAUAAUGAUCGACCAGCGCCCCACAAUGAUCGACCAGCGCCCCGCAAUGAUCGACCAGCGCCCCGCAAUGAUCGACCAGCGCCCCGUAAUGAUCGACCAGCGCCCCACAAUGAUCGACCAGCGCCCCGCAAUGAUCGACCAGCGCCCCGUAAUGAUCGACCAGGGCCCCGCAAUGAUCGACCAGCGCCUUGCAAUGAUCGACCAGGGCCCCGCAAUGAUCGACCAGCGCCUUGCAAUGAUCGACCAGCGCCCCGCAAUGAACGACCAGCGCCCCAUAAUGAUCGACCAGCGCCCCGCAAUGAUCGACCAGCGCCCCAUAAUGAUCGACCAGCGCCCCGCAAUGAUCGACCAGCGCCCCAUAAUGAUCGACCAGCGCCCCGCAAUGAUCGACCAGCGCCCCGCAAUGAUCGACCAGCGCCCCGCAAUGAUCGACCAGGCCCCGUAA
Molecule: messenger RNA, 606 nt
Organism: Procambarus clarkii (red swamp crayfish)
Lineage: Eukaryota; Metazoa; Arthropoda; Malacostraca; Decapoda; Cambaridae
Source: RefSeq, a predicted model, not a curated record